AUGAAACACGAUUGUUUUUGCUUUGCGACGCAUUAAACAAGUGCAACGCAUACAACAAUGUGGUUUCAUAUUGCGACUUUGGUUAUUUUUUGUUUUAAAAUUAGUGCACACGCUAGAAGUAUCGACUCUUCUCACGCCUUGGACAGGCUGAUAAGCUCUGGCAUACGCAACAAUCGGCCUAUCAUCAUAAUAAUUGACCCCAGCAAAAGCCUUGGAAUAGAUAGAGAAAACGAGGAGUACGAUGAAGCUGUCUACAAGAAAUAUGAACAUGAAAAUGAUAAUUUAUUGACUAGUGCAUUGAGGAUGAGGGCUGAUAACACUAAUACCUGCAAAAAAUUCGUUCGACAAAAACUUAAAGGAAAAUGCUCUAAGGAGAGUGACUGCUAUGAGAUAUUAUGGGACCUUGCUAAUCAGGUUUGCGAUGACGAUGGUUCAAAACAAAGCUCAAAUAAUAUAAAAGACGAUAAAACCCCCAAACUGUACUUAUGGGCCAAACAGGACAAGGAGGAGAAAGAAGUCAAAACAGAUCAAAAAGAUAAAAAAGCUAAAAAAGGCAAACUAUACGUAUGGUCCAAAGACGACCCGAAAAAAGUUGUAGUCAGUGAAAAAGGUAAGGUGGUUGUAAACGACAGGACCUUGGAAAUAAACUAAAUAGUAGAUAAAACAUCCGACAACGUAUACCUAUUUAUAUUAUGAUUUUAAUGACAAAGAAAAAUGCACUUUAAUGAAAUGAUUAUACGUUGCCACCCGUAUAAUAAAAACGUUUAUAAUC
Messenger RNA from Leguminivora glycinivorella, 772 nucleotides. RefSeq lists its product as uncharacterized. The transcript has 3 exons. Lineage: Eukaryota; Metazoa; Arthropoda; Insecta; Lepidoptera; Tortricidae. The coding region runs from base 58 to 651 and encodes 197 amino acids. The record is from RefSeq and is a predicted model, not a curated record.